Molecule: messenger RNA, 456 nt
Organism: Microthlaspi erraticum
Lineage: Eukaryota; Viridiplantae; Streptophyta; Magnoliopsida; Brassicales; Brassicaceae
Source: the annotation of a GenBank genome assembly
AUGGGAUCUUGUAUGAUAGUUUGCUUUGACUUGAGUUCUGAGAAGUUAGACGUUAUUGAGCUGCCUUACGAAAUGUUACAUGAAGGAUUGAGACGUGGGACGACUCUGAUCAACUACAAAGGUAACUUAGGGAUAUUGGUAAUACAUGGGCAUGAAGUUGUGUUGUGGGUUCUUGAAGAUGCUGGAAAACAUAAAUGGUCCAAAAGGAUAAGCGCAACGUUAAGCUCAUUAUACGAUGAGAUCGGGAACAAUCCUUACAUUGUUGGAAUGACUAGUGCAGGUGAAUUUGUGUUAUCGUCGUGCUAUCAAUCAAUCCCUUUCCGCAUUGUCUACUACAAUAUCGAGAGGAUGACAUUAACAAGAGUCAAUAUUCAGGGACUGGAAGAGAUUAAGGAUGAUCCGAAUCCCACUCCUCGCAUCUUUCUAGACUAUGUUGAGAAUAUGAAGCUUUUGUAA